AUGCCCUCUCAGAACGACAUUGCCAAGAGCUUCCGGGCUCUCCACAACCCCAAAGAUCCCCUUAUCCUGACAAAUGUCUGGGACGCCAGUACUGCCUCGACCAUAGCCUCGCUGCCCUCCACCCGGGCCAUUGCUACAGCAUCCUUCGCUAUUGCCGCGUCCAUUGGUGUCGACGACGAUAACCUCACCAAGGCCCAGAAUCUGGCUGCGCUGGAAAUGAUCGUCUCCGCCGCUCGCAAAACCAACCCCGCCCUUCCGGUCACAACCGAUUUCCAAGAUGGGUACGGCAAAGACCUCCCCAGCCUGGCCGCGGCGGUCAAGGAGAUCAUCGCAGUGGGCGCAGUGGGUUGUAACAUCGAGGACAUGGACCUAGCUGCCGGUACUCUGCGGCCGCUGGAGGACGCCGUCGCGCGAGUGAAGACGGUCGUUGAGGCGGCGAAAGAGGCCGGAGUUCCAGACUUCGUAGUCAAUGCUCGAACGGAUGUGCUAUCCCAAGAGGGCGGCACGCUGGACCAGGUGAUUGAGCGCGGAAAGGCAUUUUUGGAGGCUGGGGCUUGCACUGUGUUUGUCUGGGGUGGGCCUAAGCUCAGGGGAGUGUCGAGUGAGGAAGUGAAGAUCUUGGUGAAGGAGCUGAAUGGAAUGGUGAAUGUUAUGAUGCUGUUGAUCCCAGGAUUCUUGGGACCACAGGAGAUUCGACAGUUGGGCGUUGCAAGGGUCAGUAUUGGGCCUGGGCUAUGGAUGAAGGCGAUGGAGUUGGUGAAGGAGCAGGCUCAGUUGCUGGCAUGA
Messenger RNA from Penicillium olsonii, 786 nucleotides. NCBI's taxonomy places the organism in Eukaryota, Fungi, Ascomycota, Eurotiomycetes, Eurotiales, Aspergillaceae. The record is from the annotation of a GenBank genome assembly.